Molecule: messenger RNA, 384 nt
Organism: Phycomyces blakesleeanus NRRL 1555(-)
Lineage: Eukaryota; Fungi; Mucoromycota; Mucoromycetes; Mucorales; Phycomycetaceae
Exons: 4
Coding region: 1-384 (127 amino acids)
Source: RefSeq, a predicted model, not a curated record
AUGGGGGUACUCAGCCAGGUUGAUCGAUCAAAUUCUUGUGUGAAUCUUGGCCAAUGGUAUCAAUUUGUAGUUGAGGACACCAAAAGACAAAAGUACAAAUUUCGUACAAAAUUCAUAGAUUUUUAUAGCAUUUAUAGAAUAAUCUUUGCACAUUCUGAUUUCUUCUUUGAACCUACUCUACCAGUGUUUUUUUUUCACGAUAAAUUCCCUGAUUUUAUGCGAUUUCUUCAAGGCAUCAAUUGCUUGUUGCUUUGUACUAUAUUUUGGCAUGAGAAAGAUAAAAACAGUAUCGUAUUGCAUAUAAAAAUCUGUCCACACCGAGUUUGUGCUGGACCUGCCGAAUUCUUUCAGGUUCAGGAAAGUGUGAUUGCCUGUAUUUUGUAG